This is a messenger RNA of Babesia microti strain RI, 507 nucleotides long. RefSeq names its product conserved Plasmodium protein, unknown function. The coding region runs from base 1 to 507 and encodes 168 amino acids. The record is from RefSeq and is a predicted model, not a curated record. NCBI's taxonomy places the organism in Eukaryota, Apicomplexa, Aconoidasida, Piroplasmida, Babesiidae. The transcript is spliced from 3 exons.
AUGGAUCCUUACGACAAUGUUGUUGGUGGUAGACUAAAGCUCAGGAAGAAGGUUAAAAAGGUAUGCAAAUCUGAACUCCAAAAUGACAGUGGUACAACAUUGCAACGGACCACUGGUUCUGGAAGAAUUGUAUCUUCUGGCAAUACUGUACAAGGCUUUGAAACUAAAUUUAUGGAUGAAGCACAGAGUGGCGAUUUUAUAAUAAUCAGACAUCCACAAACGCAUGUAGAAGAGGAACAAAAAAUUAUAUACAUAAUGAGCCAAAGGUCAUUGAAUAUCGCAAAUCCCUUUUCCAGUGAUCUAAUAACGACAACCAAUUUUUAUAUAGGUAAGCCAGUGACUACUACUCCCGGAGAACAGGUGUUCGGUAAAUCUAAAGUAAAGAUGCGACAAAAGGCGGGGAUUUGGAGUUAUAAAACAAUAACGAAGGAAGUUACCAGGCCAUUAACAGCGGAAGAAAGGUUGGAUGAGAGGACCAAGCUAGGGAGAGAUAAGUAUUGUUGGUGA